Messenger RNA from Psammomys obesus (fat sand rat), 3030 nucleotides. RefSeq names its product SKI family transcriptional corepressor 2 (gene Skor2). Bases 1 to 3030 code for a protein of 1009 amino acids. Gene Ontology annotation, cellular component: nucleus; transcription regulator complex. The record is from RefSeq and is a predicted model, not a curated record. Lineage: Eukaryota; Metazoa; Chordata; Mammalia; Rodentia; Muridae. Gene Ontology annotation, molecular function: DNA-binding transcription factor activity, RNA polymerase II-specific; RNA polymerase II cis-regulatory region sequence-specific DNA binding; SMAD binding. Gene Ontology annotation, biological process: negative regulation of transcription by RNA polymerase II; negative regulation of BMP signaling pathway. The transcript has 7 exons.
AUGGCUUCCAGCCCACUGCCAGGGCCCAACGACAUCCUACUCGCAUCGCCUUCGAGCGCCUUCCAGCCCGACGCCCUGAGCCAGCCGCGGCCGGGCCACGCCAACCUCAAGCCCAACCAGGUGGGCCAGGUGAUCCUCUAUGGCAUCCCCAUCGUAUCCCUGGUGAUCGACGGGCAGGAGCGCCUGUGCCUGGCGCAGAUCUCCAACACCCUUCUCAAGAACUUCAGCUACAACGAGAUCCACAACCGCCGCGUGGCGCUGGGCAUCACGUGCGUGCAGUGCACGCCGGUGCAGCUGGAGAUCCUGCGGCGCGCCGGGGCCAUGCCCAUCUCGUCGCGGCGCUGCGGCAUGAUCACCAAGCGCGAGGCCGAGCGCCUGUGCAAGUCGUUCCUGGGCGAAAACCGGCCGCCCAAGCUGCCGGACAACUUCGCGUUCGACGUGUCGCACGAGUGCGCCUGGGGCUGCCGCGGCAGCUUCAUCCCCGCGCGCUACAACAGCUCGCGCGCCAAGUGCAUCAAGUGCAGCUACUGCAACAUGUACUUCUCGCCCAACAAGUUCAUCUUCCACUCGCACCGCACCCCCGACGCCAAGUACACGCAGCCCGACGCCGCCAACUUCAACUCCUGGCGCCGCCACCUCAAGCUCACGGACAAGAGCCCCCAGGACGAGCUGGUCUUCGCCUGGGAGGACGUCAAGGCUAUGUUCAACGGCGGCAGCCGCAAGCGCGCGCUGCCCCAGCCCAGCGCGCACCCGGCCUGCCACCCCCUGAGCUCCGUCAAGGCGGCCGCGGUGGCGGCGGCGGCCGCGGUGGCCGGCGGCGGGGGCCUGCUGGGCCCACACCUGCUGGGGGCGCCGCCCCCGCCCCCGCCGCCGCCGCCCUUGGCCGAGCUGGCGGGGGCGCCGCACGCCCAUCACAAGCGGCCCCGCUUCGACGACGACGAGGACUCCCUCCAGGAGGCAGCCGUGGUGGCCGCGGCCAGCCUCUCCGCGGCCGCCGCCGCCAGCCUCUCGGUGGCCGCGGCCACGGGCAGCGCCGGGCCGGGAGCCGGGGGCGCCGGGGGCGGCUGCGUGACGGCCGUGGGCGCCGGCGCGGGGGCCGGCUCGGCCGCAGGCGCCAAAGGCGCGCGCAGCUACCCGGUCAUCCCGGUGCCCAGCAAGGGUUCGUUCGGGGGCGUGCUGCAGAAGUUCCCGGGCUGCGGAGGCCUCUUCCCGCACCCCUACACCUUCCCGGCCGCCGCCGCCGCCUUCGGCCUGUGCCACAAGAAGGAGGACGCGGGCGCCGCGGCGGAGGCCCUGGGCGGAGCGGGCGCGGGGAGCGCGGGGGCGCCGCCCAAGGCCGGCCUGUCGGGCCUCUUCUGGCCCGCGGGCCGCAAGGACGCCUUCUACCCGCCCUUCUGCAUGUUCUGGCCGCCGCGGACCCCCGGCGGGCUGCCCGUGCCCACCUACCUCCAGCCCCCGCCGCAGCCGCCGUCGGCGCUCGGCUGCGCGCUGGGCGACAGCCCGGCCCUGCUGCGCCAGGCCUUCCUGGACCUGGCCGAGCCGGGCGGCGCGGGGGGCAGCGCCGAGGCCGCGCCCCCGCCGGGCCAGCCUCCGCCCGUCGUGGCUAACGGCCCCGGCUCGGCUCCCCCGGCGGCCGGGGGCGCGGGGGCACGCGACGCGCUCUUCGAGUCGCCCCCGGGCGGCAGCGGCGGGGACUGCAGCGCCGGCUCCACGCCCCCGGCCGAGGCGGGCGUGACGGCCGGAGCCGCGGCCGGGGCGUCCGGAGCCGGCCCCGCGGGCACCCGGGUGCCGGCGCCCCAUCACCCGCACCUCCUGGAGGGGCGCAAGGCGGGCGGCGCCGCCUACCACCAUUCUAGCGCCUUCCGGCCGGUGGGCGGCAAGGACGACGCGGAGAGCCUGGCCAAGCUGCACGGGGCGUCGGCCGGCGCGCCCCACCCGGCCCCGGCUCACCACCACCACCACCACCACCAUCACCACCCGCACCACCACCACCACCCUCCGCAGCCGCCGUCGCCGCUGCUGCUGCUGCAGCCGCAGCCCGAGGAGCCCGGGGCGGAGCGCCACCACGCAGCCCCGCCGCCCCCGCCGCCGCCGCCGCCCCCUCUGGCCCCGCAGCCGCCCCACCGAGGCCUUCUGUCCCCGGAGGGCACCAGCUGCAGCUACCCCAGCGAGGACAGCUCAGAGGACGAGGAGGACGAGGAGGAAGAGCAGGAGGUGGAUGUGGAGGGCCACAAGCCGCUCGAGGGCGAGGAAGAAGAGGACGGUCGGGAUCCCGAAGACGAGGAGGAGGAGGACGAGGAGGCCCGGGUCCUCCUCGGAGACUCCCUGGUCGGCGCUGGUCGGUUCCUCCAGGCCCGAGGGCUGUCGGAGAAGGCGAGCGGCCGGGACCGCACGACGCCAGCUGUGGGUGCUUUCCCUCUAGCGCUGAACUCCUCCAGGCUGCUACAGGAGGAUGGGAAGCUGGGGGACCCCGGGGGCUCGGACUUGCCGGCGCCCCCGCCCCCACCCUUGGCCCCCCAGAAAGCGAGCGGCGGUGGAGGCAGCAGGCCGGGCAGCCCUGUCCACCAUCCAUCAAUGGAGGAGGAGGCCUCAUACAAAGAUAAUCAGAAACCUAAGGAAAACAACCAAGUUAUUAUAUCUACAAAGGAUGACAACUUCUCAGAUAAGAACAAGGAACACAGCUUUUUCAUCACAGACUCUGAUUCUUCUGGAGACUUUUGGAGAGAAAGAUCAGGUGAACACAUACAAGAUACCAAUUCACCUCAUUCACUCAAAAAGGAUGUAGAAAAUAUGGGGAAAGAGGAACUUCAGAAGGUUUUAUUUGAGCAAAUAGAUUUACGAAGACGACUGGAACAAGAAUUCCAAGUGUUAAAAGGAAACACAUCCUUCCCGGUGUUCAAUAACUUUCAGGAUCAGAUGAAAAGGGAGCUGGCUUACCGAGAAGAAAUGGUGCAGCAGUUACAAAUCAUUCCCUAUGCAGCAAGCUUGAUCAGGAAAGAGAAGCUUGGCGCCCAUCUCAGCAAGAGCUAA